Neolamprologus brichardi is the source of this 1785-nucleotide messenger RNA. Lineage: Eukaryota; Metazoa; Chordata; Actinopteri; Cichliformes; Cichlidae. The record is from RefSeq and is a predicted model, not a curated record.
AUUUCUCCUGAACGUGUUAGGAAAUCAGACCUUUGAGAUGCGUGCAUUAGAGGACAGGCACCAGGAGGACGUGACAGCCCUUAAGAAGAAGCUGCAGUGGUUUGCUGAGAAGCAGCAGAUGCUGGACAGAGAUGCUGGCAGGCUGAAGGCUGCUACAGCUGAGAUACACCAGCUCAGAGAACAGGUAGAAAAACUGAAACAGGAAGUGGGCAAAAGAAACAGCUGGCAGAGAAAGGCGAGAGACAAAUUUGUGGACUUGAAGAGGAUGAAGGACUUGGAGCGACAGGUGAAGGAGCUGGAACAAAUACUCAGGAGCAGAAACCCAAACUCGCUGCCUGCUUUGAUUUAUGCUGCAGCCACAUCUGCCAGCCACGAGGACGCUGGCGAAACGUCCUCUUCCAGCCGGAUCACUGCUCUGCUGGAGCGAAGGAUCCAACGUCUGGAGGCCGAGCUGGAGAAUCACGACGAGGAAGCCAAACGCAGCCUCCAGGUUAUGGAGCAGCAGUUUCACCGAGUCAAGCUUCGCUACGAGCAGCAGGUCUGUGAGCUGGAGCAGCAGCUGCAGCGGCAGCAGCAGGUUGGAGCAGCAGCUGGGUCCCAGUCAUCAGUAGUCCAGGCUCUGGAGGAAGAGCUGUACCGUGUGAAGCAGAGCCACACACAGACAGAGAAAUCUCUGCAGGAGCAGAUCGAGUCUCUCCAGCAGCAGCUUAAACACAAGGCCCUGCUGAGUCCCGGCCGGCACCAGCGCCAAGCCGAGGCAGCAUUUGGCGUGCGGCUUGAGCGGCUGAAUCAAGAGCUCGCUAAAAAGACACGGACCAUUCAGGAACUGAAGAAGGAACGGAGGAACACGCCGUCUGCCCCCAACACACGAGCAGAAAGACGAUCCACUGAGACCACAUCUGCCAGCCACGAGGACGCCGGCGAAACGUCCUCUUCCAGCCGGAUCACUGCUCUGCUGGAGCGAAGGAUCCAACGUCUGGAGGCCGAGCUGGAGAAUCACGACGAGGAAGCCAAACGCAGCCUCCAGGUUAUGGAGCAGCAGUUUCACCGAGUCAAGCUAGCUGGAGGCACUGGAAGAUUUUUUUCAUAUUUUCUUCUGACAGGGAGUCAUAUCUCUGAGGUUCUGCAGGAGAACGAAGCUUUAAAAAAGCAGGUGGAGCGUGUGCUGCUGCAGAGCGAGCAGGAGAAGGAAGCUCUGAAGGCCGAUGCUGCUCAGGCCGAGCAGCAGCUGUCCAGGUACAGUUCUAAACUGCUGCAGGAGCUGAAGGAAGCUAAAGAAGCUUCAAGCUCGGAGGUGAAACUCCUGUGCACCUUGGAGAGGAAGAUACUGAACAUGGAGCUCCGACACCAGCACAGAGAGAAGGAGCUGCAGCAGGUGCUUAGGGGGGCGUGGCAGACGCCAGGUGAUGAUCUGCAGUCUGAGCUGGAGCACUGGAGACGCCUGGCUCAGGACAAGAGCAGGGAGAUGGAUGCUUUCCGCCUUGAGCUCGACUCCAUCCUGGACAUCCUGAGACAUCUGCAACGACAGGGAGCGGUUCUGCCGCCUCCUGAGCUCGCUGUUCCACAGAGGAGUUAACACAGCGUUUGAAAGCUGAGACUGUGAAUGCUGCAGAUUCCAUGCCAGCGUGUCAGCAAUAGAAGCUUUUACUUUUUAUUUAAACAACUAUCUAUUGUUAUAUUUUUCAUGUUAAUGGUUUAUGACCAAAGACCUGCAGAGACGGGCUUACCAUCCCUGCCUCCACAGAGGAAACAGUCGUGUAAAAUAAAGAAACCUCGUGAACAUUA